Closterium sp. NIES-67 is the source of this 2328-nucleotide messenger RNA. NCBI's taxonomy places the organism in Eukaryota, Viridiplantae, Streptophyta, Zygnematophyceae, Desmidiales, Closteriaceae. The record is from the annotation of a GenBank genome assembly.
CAGGUUCCUUGCAACACAUCCACUACCGCCUUCCUGUCACGUUCUUCGCUCCCCAUUUGACCAGACCACCUCCGCUACAGGGUUCCGGUCCAGUCAGAAUCCCAUUGCUGCAGCAGAUAUACCUUUGGAGUUGCCAUUUUAUAGCUGCUGCCGAAGCGGAGGCUUCGGUCGUACAGCUUCAGUCGUACAGCUUCGGUCGGACAGCUUCGGACGGACAGCUUCGGUCGGAACUCGUGGAACAGGGAGCGAAUCUGAGGGGUCGAAGGGGGGUUUUCUGACAGCAACUAUUUCGCGACGCUCGUAGUUGCAUCGAUAGGGUUCUAAGACUCGAGUGCUCGGAGGUGGCUCAAGCUCGGGGGUCUGAAAGAAUCCGGAAAGCGGGCGGAAAGUACAAGGGAUCGAUCUUGGAAAGAAUCUCAACUGUUUUUGAGAUUGUGGGGUUGUAUCAAGGGGGUUGUGGGGGCGGAAGCGGGUCCAUGGCGGGUGGGAAACGGCGAUGGGUGGAGGAGGAGGAGGAAGAAGAAGCUGCUCCGUUUAGCCGACGACACGCUAAUAACCAGCAGCAGAAGAGAGGUGCAGCAGCAGACACAACACCAGGAACCGCAUUCAACGGCUUCCCAUCCUCCUCCACCUCUCCUUUUCCCGCAGCCAAUGCUGCAGCAUCAGCAUCAGCAGCUCCAGAAUCUGCAGCCUCGUUUCCUGACCAGGCCCGAGCACUGAAGUGCCUGACUAAUGUCCGCGCUCUCAACAUGCAGUUCGCCAGCUGGGUGCAGCAGCAGCAGAAGGAGCAUGCGGACGAGCUUUGGAGCGAUGGGGUGCACGACUACAUCGACCAUGCGACCACCCUCAUGACCACCUAUAAGGACGUGGUCGACUGGAUCAAAUCCCACGUCGCAUCUCCACCGCUCUCCACCACAUCAACUGUCCCUUCAGCCGCAUUCGGUGCCCCUACAUUCACAACAACCACCCCCACCUUCACAGCAUCAGCAGCAGGAGCUACCACGUCUGCCACCACCGCUGCUGCUGCUCCCUCCAUCCCCAUGUUCGGCCCUGUAGGAGUCAACAUGUGGUCUCCAAGACCCGGUGCCCCACACUCCUUCCCGCCUCCCAGUAACCUCUUCUCCCCAUCCUCCUCCUCUCCCCCCGCCGCUGCUCCAGCCACUGCUGCUGCUGCUCCGACUUCCCCUUUCUCCUCCACCUCCCCCACUGCUCCCGUGUCUCUCUUCUCCUCUUCUGGCCUGAAACCUCCCCUGGCUUCUGCCCCUCCUCCUCCUGCUGCUGCUGCUGCUGCUGCUGGGACUGGGUUCUCGCUGACUUCUGGCACUGGUGCUGCUGGGGCUGGGUUCUUGCUGACUUCCGGCACUGGUGCUGCUGGUGGCACUGUCAGCUUUGGGCUGGCCUCAUCCUCCCCUCCCACCACCGGCACUGUUAGCUUUGGACUCACGUCCUCUCCUGCUGCCGCUGCUGCUGGCUCUGCUGCCGGCUCUGCUGCCGGCUCUGCUGCCGGCUCUGCUGCCGGCUCUGCUGCUGCCGUUGGUGGUUCUGGCAAUGCUGCUGCUUCCUCUUCGCCUGGUGGCCUGACAUCUUCUUCUCCUGCUGCUGCGGCCUCCCCUGCUCCUGUGUCGUUCUCAGCUGUUCCUUUCUCGACAUCAGCCGGUCCCUUUGCCUUCACUGCUGCACCAGCCUCCUCACCCGCCUUUGGUUUCAGUCCAGCACCGCUGGCGCCAAUUGCUGUUAGUGGCGCAGCAAAAGAGGAGGAGGAGGAGGAAGAGGAGGGACCGGCAAGUCCGUCAGUGAAGCGAGCGGAGGAGAGUGGAGUGGAUAUCGUGCAUGAGGCACGCGCCAAGAUAUACGUUCAGAAAGCCAAGGGCGAGGAGGGUCCGGUGUGGAAGGACAAGGGCAGCGGCAGUGUGAUCGUUAAGCUGCACAAGGGAGCUACUCUGCGGGCUUCAGUACUAUUCCGAAAUGAUGUGGGCAAGGUGAUGCUGAAUGCGCCACUUUACAAGGGGAUGACUAUAAUGUUAAAGAAGAACAACAUCACUGCGGUGCUUCAAUCAUGUCAAGAUGAUACUGCUCCUGCUGGCACUAUUGACAAGGCCCCAAGGCCUGUAACUUUCAAGCUUGCGACAGUGAAGGUAGCAGAGGACUUGCAAGCAGGAUUGAAGGACGCUUGUGAUAGUGUGUAAUUUUGAUAGGAUUUCGUAUUAAUAGCAUAUGGAAUCGUUUCAGGUCUCACAUUUCGUGUACGUGUUUGCAUGAACAUGAGUAGAGCAUUUUAUGCUCCAUCAUAUGUUUAGAUUAAGAACAUAUUAAAUAAUAUGGUGAAUA